This is a messenger RNA of Pediculus humanus corporis (human body louse), 1683 nucleotides long. Its product is annotated as coiled-coil domain-containing protein, putative. The record is from RefSeq and is a predicted model, not a curated record. Bases 1 to 1683 code for a protein of 560 amino acids. The transcript is spliced from 11 exons. Lineage: Eukaryota; Metazoa; Arthropoda; Insecta; Psocodea; Pediculidae.
AUGGGGAGUAAAAAAAAGGAAUCAAAUAAUAAUCAUGGAGAAGGUCAAUUUUCUUCGAGUAACCGUGAAAAAUCAACGGAAAUGACUAAAUUAUUAGGAUAUUAUAAAAAUUCUAAAAAUGAACCUAAUGAAAAUUCUGAAACUUUUCCAUUUGUUUGUAGCAAAGGUGAAAACUGCGGUCAGACUUCUCAGGAAGACAAUUCAAGAAGAAUUCCCGUGACGUCAGAUAAAAAAUCUGGAAAUCGCGGUGAUGGAGAAGGCGGGAGUACGGGAAUUAUCGAUGAUUCCUUAAGACGUCAUUCCAGCGACAUGGAAAUGGAUGAUGGUGAAGAUGAUUUGGAUAAUUAUCACGUUACCUCUCAGGAAUCGGUUAACGCAGUCGGAGAAUAUAAACAAAAUUAUUUACAUAAAAAUUUUACCAAAGGAACCAAUGGAGGAGACUCAUUUAAAAAAGAUUUAGAUGGAACAGAAUUGAAAAAUUCGAAUGAGGAAAAGUGUACGAUGAAUGACAAAGAUGUUUAUUUGAGUGAAAAUGACAAUUUUAAUUUUGACGGGCAUAAGAGUAAAGAUGACAGAAUGAGGCAAAGAGAAAAUGAUAGGAAAAGAGAUGAUUAUAGAAGAAAAGAGGAUAGGGAUGGUGGUAGGAGGAGAGAUGACGAAAGAUACCGGGAUAAUGAUCGUGACAGGCGGCGGGAUGGUGAAAAAUAUAGAGAUGAUAAAGAAAGAGAUCGAUUUCCGACUCGUGACCACGGAAGGAAAAGAUCCCACAGUCCAGAUAGGAAAGAUAGAGAUCGUGACUACGCUCGUGAUCGAGAGAGAGAAAGAGACAGAGAGAGGGAACGUGAAAAAGAAAGGGAUCGAAAUAGAGAUAGAGAAAGGGACAGAGAUAGGGAUAGAGACAGGGAAAGAGAAAGAGAUAGGGAUAGAGACAGAGAUAGAGAAAAAGACAAAGAUAAAGAAAAAGAGAAGGAAAAGGAAAAGGAAAAGGAAAAAGAGAAAGAAAAGGAGAAAGACAGAGACCGUCGGUCAAGUGAUAGACGUUCACCAAAGCAUUCGAGGAGAAGUUCUAGAAGUCCUGACAGAUCGUGGAAAGCUAGAAAAUUAGAGAAAAAAACUGCUGUACUAAAUAAACUUGGAAUUGAAAUAAAAACUGAUGCUGUGGGAGAUUUGACACCUAGGCAACUGCUCGGAGAACAGUUAAAAGCUCAAAUUCAAGAAGUGGAAGCGAAAACUGGGGUUACCUUGCCUACCUACUAUAAUCCGGGAGUUAUGAAUCCUUUGAAAUACGCUCAACAAAUACAAAAAAGAAAAUUACUUUGGGGAAACAAGAAUAACGAAGCUAAAAAUAUUGAAAGUGAACAUCAGGGAUCUUCAACACCGUCAACUUUAAAACAGUGGGAGUCGGCUACGUUUAAAGGAGACAAUGAUGGAAAAAUGACUGAAAAAUUCAAGAGGUUGAUGGGUAUCAAAGGAGAUAAUGUAGUAGGUAACGCUGCGCCUACGGGUUCAAAACCUCCUGAAACGAAAGAAAUUAUUCAAAAGCAAGAGGAAAUGUUUUCCAAUAUGGAAGCUCAGUAUCAGGUUGCUAGAAUGGCGACUCACACUCAUAGAGGAGUUGGAUUGGGAUUCGGAACGUUUCAGUUGUGUAGUCUUAUUAAGUUACUUUGGAAAAAUAUAAUUUGA